AUGUCUUCAGAGGAUGAGGAACUCGAAGCUAUAAAAGCCCAUAUAUUUCGAUGGGUGGACGAAGCCAAGUACAACAUGAAGAUAUGGAUGAUGAUGGCACUGAUAAAAACAAUAAUCACAAUUAUCAACCACAUGAAGAUAUGGGAGUCCUUUAAGUUUGAUAUGAAACCCCAUUCCUUUUUGUGGGCCAGCCAAGGUCAGAGAAAAAAAGAAGUAGAUGAUGAUGUCGAAGAUGAUGAUGACCACAAAGAUGAUAAACGACCUUUAGAUUUGAGAAACCCUUCCACUAGAUGGGGGAACCAAGACGACGACGAUUUUGAUCAAUUUGAUGACGUGGAUUUUGACCACGAGAACAAAGGGUACUCCUCAGAUGAAGAAAACUUUUACCCCAGGCUUUAUGAUGACAUUGAUCGGUACCAAAAAGCCUUAUUUUUAUAUGAAGAUCAAGAUUUCGUGAAGAAAAAAGUAAUUGCUUCUUCACACUGCAAAAUGAUAACAUUAAAUAUUUGUACAUUUCGCUUCCAAGUGUUUUUAAGAUUUCCAAGUGUUUGUCAGAUUCUGAUUUUUUAA
Messenger RNA from Helobdella robusta, 570 nucleotides. RefSeq lists its product as hypothetical. The record is from RefSeq and is a predicted model, not a curated record. The coding region runs from base 1 to 570 and encodes 189 amino acids. Lineage: Eukaryota; Metazoa; Annelida; Clitellata; Rhynchobdellida; Glossiphoniidae. The transcript is spliced from 5 exons.